AUGAGCGCAGUGCAGGAUAACGGGAAAACCAUAUUAACCAACAACAACAAUAUCAAAACGAAGAAGCGGAUCCAACGCAAACGUGUACCGGAGGAGGGCAAACAAGAAGCUCAGGAGGAUGUUCUGAUGACCGGAGCAACGGGUUACUCCAAGAGCUGGUCGGUGAUUCAGCGCGCCGUCGACACGCUGAUGACCGAGUCCACGAUACCGGUGCCACACUCGACGAUCAAGAACCGGGAGCCGAGACACAUGCCGAAACGUCGCAUCCUGGUCAGCUUGUACCGCGACGUGCUCCUCAACAAUCUGAUCUUGAAGACCCAGAAGUUCCAGAUGGAGUGAGUUUUAUUUUUUUCCUUGCAGAACCUCAAGUAGGCAAGCAACAACUCCUUUUUAUCGAUCACUAUGAGAGUUGAGUUGCCCCCCCCCCCAUAAGGAGAAGUGGUUGUAUGUAAGAUUUGCUCCGUCAAUGGUCCUUUCACGCACGUACACUUUGCAAAAUUUUGCUUUGAAAAGGCUUUCGUGCAAAGAGGGGUCUCACUUCGCUUUCGGCAAAAGCGUAUUAGUGGCUGAGCGCCGAAUACGGGGCGGGAAACCGAAAUAUUUGUUCAGUAAUUGUAUCUUCUCGAGAAAUGACUUCUUCUUCUUCUUCUUCUCUCCCUUCUUGGCGUCCCCGGAGCCGAAAACAGUAGAUCACUUUACUUAGUCGUAAACAAUACGUAGGCGUGUGACAAUCUGACGUUUCUUGCUCUUUUUCUGCUCUCAAUUCGCAAAAUCUUGAACAGAAUAACAAUCCUACACAAAUCACUGACGUAAAAGUCCAAUGGUCAGAGAGGGGGAGCUCAAAAUAGAAAUACCACAAGUCCCAAGGCGAUCAAUUAGAGUUUAUUUUUCAGAUACGAAGCUGAAGGUGCUCCGUUCACGCGUCAGGUGAUCAUCGACUAUCCGACGGAGCGUCAGAAACCGCGCAAAGAACGUCACUACGAGUUCUGGCCGUUCUUCGAGCAACUUCCAGAGCUCGAGGAGGAGGCCGAGCCGGUUGCUCCGGAGGACAUCAAGGAGGAGGAGAUCCACGACACCCUCGGGUUCACUGCGGACUCUUCGAUCGAGUUGGCCGAGGAGUGCAAGGAGAACUCGCAGUUUUUGCCGGCUCCGUUGAGCGAGGAGAUCACCAAGGAGAUCGGAGACCUCUUUGCUCCGAAAAAGUCGAAGCCGAGCGCCGGUUUCAUGGAGAAGUACAUGAAGAAGGGUCCGUUUGCGAGAAUCUUCUGA
Caenorhabditis sp. 36 PRJEB53466 is the source of this 1269-nucleotide messenger RNA. The record is from the annotation of a GenBank genome assembly. NCBI's taxonomy places the organism in Eukaryota, Metazoa, Nematoda, Chromadorea, Rhabditida, Rhabditidae.